Podospora anserina S mat+ is the source of this 459-nucleotide messenger RNA. RefSeq lists its product as uncharacterized. The record is from RefSeq and is a predicted model, not a curated record. The transcript is spliced from 2 exons. Lineage: Eukaryota; Fungi; Ascomycota; Sordariomycetes; Sordariales; Podosporaceae. The coding region runs from base 1 to 459 and encodes 152 amino acids.
AUGGCCCGCCUCAUGUUGCUACUGCUUUCAGCUAUUGCCGCUGUAGGAAUCUCCGCACAGUCAAUGGCCGAUGCAGAAGACGAAGCCCAGAGCAUCGACAGUUUGAGCUGUGUUCUAUAUCGUCUCAACAUGGGCGCCUACGCUAAGAUCAUCCCUAUCCUGAACGAGCUUGCCGAUGAUUUCGCCGAAGAAGGUGUCGAGAUCAGCAAAUUCAAGCCGGCGCUCGAUCCAGAGGACCCAACCAACGUGACAACGGGCAACGAUAUUGAGAACAACGUCGGCAGAGCAACCAACGCAUUGCGUGAUGCAUUUCAAGCGAUUGCUAAUGGUGGUGGGGCCAUCAACCUGUGCGCGGUAGCCCCUCCUAUUGGUAAAGACAUUAGCACGGCAUUGAAGGAGUUGAAGCAGGCUGCUGUUGUGAGUUUUAAAUUCCCCGCUGUCUUUGGUGUCUACACGUAG